Messenger RNA from Malaclemys terrapin pileata, 3228 nucleotides. Its product is annotated as scaffold attachment factor B2-like. The coding region runs from base 130 to 3003 and encodes 957 amino acids. The record is from RefSeq and is a predicted model, not a curated record. NCBI's taxonomy places the organism in Eukaryota, Metazoa, Chordata, Testudines, Emydidae. The transcript has 21 exons. Gene Ontology annotation, molecular function: sequence-specific DNA binding; RNA binding. Gene Ontology annotation, cellular component: nucleus. Gene Ontology annotation, biological process: regulation of mRNA processing; regulation of transcription by RNA polymerase II.
CUAGUGCGCCUGCGCCGCAGCCCCCGUGCGCGUCUCUUGUCGGCUUCGUCACCACCAUUUUGUGCUAGGAUCGCGGCUCUUGCUUGGGCGCGUGAGAGCCGGAGCAGCAGCAGCGGCGGCGGCGGCGUCAUGGCGGAGAGUCAGUCAGCGGCCGGGCUGGGGGAGUCUGCGCCCUUGGGCGGGGCGGCUCCCCCCGGCUCGGAGCCCGAGACCCGGCGGCUGAGCGAGCUGCGGGUGAUCGACCUGCGGGCCGAGCUCAAGCGCCGCAACCUGGACAGCGGCGGCAACAAGAGCGUGCUGAUGGAGCGGCUCAGGAAGGCUAUUGAGGAUGAAGGGGGAAAUCCUGAUGAAAUUCCAAUGGUGUCAGAGAUAACUAUCAAGAAAACACCAAAGAGAAGCAGCAAAGGGCGUAGACUAGAAGAAGAGGGAGUUGAAGAUAAUGGACUGGAGGAGGAUUCUGGAGAUGGGCAGGAGGAUAUUGAAGCAAGUUUGGAUAACUUGCAGGAUAUUGACAUGAUGGAUAUUAGUGUGUUAGAUGAAGCUGAAAUAGAUAAUGGCAGUGCUGUAGAUUGCGGAGAGGAUUACAGUGCUGAUAAUAUUCUUGACUCACUGUCUGAUAGUAAAGAAAAUGCUGAUGCAGAAAUGAAAGAACUUCCAGAUCAGCCUACAGAAUAUGCUGUAGGUAACUUGGAGGCAUCUCCACAGUUUUCAGAAAUUAAAGAAGAAUCCAGAGAAAUACCAGUAGUGAUGGCAGAAAGUGAGGACGCUGGAAACAGUUUAGAUGUUUCUUCUUCUGAUUUAACUGUAGUGAAGGAAAUUGAAGAACUACCUUUGGAGCCAGAAAAUGAGAAAAUACUCGAGAUUUUGGGGGAAACUUGUAAAUCUGAACCACUUAAAGAAGAAAUUUCCGAAGUGGAGCAGCCAUAUGCACAAGAAGCAAGUAACGCCGUGGCAGGCAAAAAGCUAGCAGAGGAAGAGGACGCUCUUGCUGCCAGUCAGUCGGAGGAAGAUGCUUUAGAUUUGGACAGCAAGUCAGCACAAGAUCUUUCAAGGAAGGAAGCAAAGCAUUUAGUUGUAGCAAAAGGGGAGACAAGUGAACAGACAAUAGAUGAAGAGAAAAUGGACUCUGAAUCUUUAGUAAUAAGUGAUCAGAGUAGCAAACCAUCACAAGGUCUGGAAGCCUCUAGUGAGGAAACAGCGGAUAAAGAUGCAGGUCUUGAAACCAAAGAUAGUAAAGAAGAUGCCAAGAAAACAGAAGACAAAGCUAAUUCUGAAGAAUCAUCUGCUACUAAAGAGUCCUCUACCAAUGAGGGCGGUGAUCAGAAAAAGAGCUCUGUUGAGGAUGCAGACACAAAGAUGGUCUCAAAAGAUGAGAAAGGUCGUACAAGUAGCAGUUCUGGUAGAAAUUUGUGGGUUAGUGGACUUUCCUCCUCUACCAGAGCUACAGACUUGAAGAACCUUUUCAGCAAAUACGGAAAGGUGGUUGGUGCAAAAGUGGUGACUAACGCUCGCAGUCCUGGGGCUCGCUGUUACGGUUUUGUUACAAUGUCAACAUCUGAGGAAGCCACCAAAUGUAUUGGUCACCUCCACAGAACAGAGUUACAUGGGAAAAUGAUCUCUGUAGAAAAAGCAAAAAAUGAACCAGCCGGGAAAAAACCUUCAGACAAAAAAGAAAGUGAAGCGAGGAAGGAAAGAGACAGGCACCAUUCUACAGAUUCCAAGUCUGAAAAGUCUGUCAGUAUUAAAAAGGACGAGAAGGCAGAUAAAAAAGAUGAUACUAAGAAAACAGAGAGAGAUGGAAAAGAUGAAAAAGAAGGAAAAGAGCAAGAUGAACAGAAAACUACAUCCUCCAAUCGCUCUAGGACUAGCAAAUCAGGAAGUCGAGGAAUUGAAAGGACAGUAAUAAUGGAUAAAUCCAAAGGAGAACCAGUUAUUAGUGUGAAAACCUCUACCACAUCAAAAGAGAGAAAUACUAAGAGCCAGGAUCGCAAGUCAGAGAGCAAGGAGAAACAAGAUAUUUUAUCAUUUGAUAAAAUCAAAGAACAGCGAGAGCGUGAGCGACAGAGGCAGAGAGAACGAGAAAUCAGAGAAACGGAGAGACGCCGAGAACGAGAACGGCGAGAGCGAGAGCAGCGUAUUCAAGCCAUUCAUGAACGGGAUGAAAGACAGAGGCUUCAGAGAGAGCGUGACAGACUUGAAUUUCAAAGGCAGCGGCUUGACAGAGAGCGUUUGGAGAGGGAGAGGCUGGAGAGAGAGAGGAUGCAUAUCGAGCAAGAACGGAGGAAGGAACAGGAUCGCAUACAGCGAGAAAGAGAAGAGCUGCGUCGUCAGCAAGAACAACUGCGCUAUGUGCAAGAACGGCGAUCGGCAAUUAGAAGACCUUACGAUACUGAUGCAAGGCGAGAUGACUCCUACUGGCCAGAGGCAAAGCGAAUGGCGAUGGAUGAUAGAUACCAUUCUGAUUUUAGCCGCCAAAAUCGCUUCCAUGAUUUUGAUCACAGGGAUCGUGACCGAUACCAAGACCAUUCUGUGGAUAGGAGAGAAGUUUCAAGGGCAGUGGUAGAUCGAGAUGGGCAGCAUUAUGCAGAUGAGCGCCAUGGAGGAUCAGAACGUCACUCGCGGGACUCACGGGACAGUUGGGCUGCCUAUGGGUCUGACAGAAGAAUAAGCGAAGGGAGAACGAUACCUCCACAGUCCCGAGAUGGACGUGACUGGGGAGAUCAUGGUCGAAAGUUAGAGGGGCAUCAAGAUCGUUCAUGGCAGGGCAGUGCAGAUGGAGUGAUGGGACGGGAUCAUGAGAGAUGGCAAGGUGCUGAUAGGGGCAUCCCUGGUCAGUCCGGAACAGGCCAUGUAAUGAAUCGAGGAGCAAUAUCGGGGCGUGGAGGCUUCAUGCAAAGUGGAAACCAGAGCCAGAUAGUGCAGGCUAGUGGAGUGCCAGGAGCAUUUGCAAGCCAGGACAGAGCAAACAGACCCAGUGAUCCCCGCUUCACCCACCGCUACUGAAAUUUUUAACUUUCUCUGAAUGCAAGAUGGCGACAGUGGUGAAUUCUGUUACCCAGGGUCACCUUGAAUUUAUGUAAUUAAAAAUCUGCCAUAUUGUAAUGGAAAACUAUGUGAACUCAUUUGUUUGUUUUUUUGUAAUAAAUGUGUUCUUGUUCAAACACCACUUAAGUUUCUGUUAAUGAAACAUUCCAUUUUUCAUAAAUAAUAAAAUUAGUUUACAGCUAA